Molecule: messenger RNA, 1794 nt
Organism: Penaeus vannamei (Pacific white shrimp)
Lineage: Eukaryota; Metazoa; Arthropoda; Malacostraca; Decapoda; Penaeidae
Source: RefSeq, a predicted model, not a curated record
AUGGACGCGGCCCAAGAGGCCCCAAGCAAGCGCCCUCUCGAGGACGCCCAAGAGGCCCCUAGCAAGCGCCCUCUCGUGGACGCCCAAGAGGCCCCAAGCAAGCGCCCUCUCGAGGACGCCCAAGAGGCCCCUAGCAAGCGCCCUCUCGUGGACGCCCAAGAGGCCCCUAGCAAGCGCCCUCUCGAGGACGCCCAAGAAAGCCCCCUAGCAAGCGCCCUCUCGUGGACGCCCAAGAAGGCCCCAAGCAGCGCCCUCUCGUGGAGCCAAGGGCCCAGCAGCGCCCUCUCGACGACGCCCAAGAGGCCCCUAGCAAGCGCCCUCUCCAGGGACGCCCAAAGAGGCCCCAAGCAAGCGCCCUCUCUAGGACGCCCAAGAGGCCCCAAACAAGCGCCUCUCGUGGACGCCCAAGAGGCCCCUAGCAAGCGCCCUCUCGACGACGCCAAGAACCCUAGCAAGCGCCCUCUCGUGGACGCCAAGAGGCCCCGCAAAGCAAGCGCCCUCUCGAGGACGCCCAAGGCCCAAAGGCCCUCCUCGACGACGCCCAAGAGAGCCCCAAGCAAGCGCCCCUUCGAGGACACCCAGAGGCCCCAAGCAAGCGCCUCUCGAGGACACCCAAGAGGCCCAAGCAAGCGCCCUCUCGUGGAGCCCAAGAGGGCCCCUAGCAAGCGCCUCUCGACGACGCCCAAGAAGCCCCUAGCAAGCGCCUCUCGUGGACGCCCAAGAGGCCCCAAGCAAGCCCCUAGCAAGCGCCCUCUCGAGGACGCCCAAGAGGCCCCAAGCAAGCGCCCUCUGACGACGCCCAGAGGCCCCAAGCAAGCCCCUCUAGGACGCCAGAGGCCCCAAGCCUCUCUCGUGGACGCCCAAGAGGCCCCAAGCAAGCGCCCUCUCGAGACACCCAAGAAGGCCCCAAGCAAGCGCCCUCUCGUGGACGCCCAAGAGGCCCCAAGGCAAGCGCCCCUCUCGAGGACGCCAGAGGCCCCAAGCAAGCGCCCUCCUCGAGACGCCCAAGAGGCCCCAAGCAAAGCGCCCUCUCAGGACGGCCCAAGAGGCCCCAAGCAAAGCGCGACGCGCUCUCUUGUGGACGCCCAAGAGGCCCCAAGCAAGCGCCCUCUCGAGGACGCCCAAGAGGCCCCAACAAUCUCGACGACGCCCAAGAAAGGCCUCCUAAGCAAGCGCCUCCGACGCCAAGAGGCCCCUAGCAAGCGCCUCUCGUGGACGCCCAAGAGGCCCAAGCAAAGCGCCCUCUCGACGACGCCCAGAGGCCCCAACAAGCGCCCUCUCAACGACGCCCCCCAAGCAAAGCGCCUCUCGACGACGCCCAAGAGGCCCCUUAGCAAGCGCCCUCUAGAGCCCAAGAGGCCCCUAGCAAGCGCCCUCGAGGACGCCCAAGAGGCCCAGCAAGCGCCCUCUCGAGGACGCCCAAGAGGCCCCAAGCAAGCGCCCUCUCGAGGACGCCCAAGAGGCCCCAAGCAAGCGCCCUCUCGAGGACGCCCAAGAGGCCCCAAGCAAGCGCCCCUCUACGAGGACGCCAGAGGCCCCAAGGCAAGCGCCUCUCGUGGACGCCCAGAGCCCAAGCAAGCGCCAGAACGCGCCCAGAGGCAAGCAAGCGCCGCUCUCGUGACGCUCAAGAGGCCCAAGCAAGCGCUCUCUCGUCGCCAAGAGGCCCAAGCAAGCGCCCCUCUCGACGACGCCAAGAAGCCCAAGCCCCCUCUCGACGACGCCAAGAGGCCCCAAGCAAGCGCCCUCUCGAGACCGCCCAAGGAACCCGGAUUCAAGGACUCGGUGCCUCCGUGA